Eutrema salsugineum is the source of this 875-nucleotide messenger RNA. RefSeq names its product 30S ribosomal protein S20, chloroplastic. The coding region runs from base 81 to 710 and encodes 209 amino acids. Lineage: Eukaryota; Viridiplantae; Streptophyta; Magnoliopsida; Brassicales; Brassicaceae. Gene Ontology annotation, cellular component: small ribosomal subunit; ribosome. The transcript is spliced from 3 exons. The record is from RefSeq and is a predicted model, not a curated record. Gene Ontology annotation, molecular function: small ribosomal subunit rRNA binding; structural constituent of ribosome. Gene Ontology annotation, biological process: translation.
AAAGUUCGGAAAUGGAGGCAGUACUCUACUUACGGAGGGAGAGAGAGAGCAGAGAAGAGAAGAGAAGCGUGUAGAAAUCGAUGGCGACGAUAGUGCAGUGUCUUUCCUCCUGUGCGGCCCUUGAUUCCAAAUUCAAAGUCCUUUCGCUCAAGGGAAUUUCUUCUUCUUUUUCUUCCGCGUCAGCAUCAUCUUCAUCCUCUUCCUUCUCCACUCGUCGCGGUUCGUCGGCUACUUUAGGCUCCUCCCUUAGCUACUCUCAGAGCGUUUCUCAAUGUAUCGCUUUUUCCUCCGGGAAUUUGAGGGUACAGAAGCCAAUGAGGCAAUUGAUUGUGUGUGAGGCUGCUGCUCCCACGAAAAAAGCCGAUUCAGCUGCCAAGAGAGCUCGCCAAGCCGAGAAGAGGCGUCUUUACAACAAAUCUAAGAAAUCUGAAGCCCGUACUCGAAUGAAGAAGGUUUUGGAAGCACUCGAGGGGCUCAAGAAGAAAGCAGACGCGCAACCUGAUGAGAUUGUAACAGUGGAGAAACUGAUAGGAGAGGCUUAUUCUGCAAUAGACAAAGCGGUGAAGGUUAGAGCGCUACACAAGAACACUGGUGCGCGUAGGAAGUCUCGGUUGGCUAGGAGGAAAAAAGCCGUCGAGAUCCACCACGGUUGGUACGUCCCAGACACAGCAGUAGCUGCAGCAGCAGAAGCUGUGACCAUGGCUGCGUAAGAACUUGGACAGAGAUAAAUGGGAAUUUGUUUUUUGUUAUAAGAUCAUGUGGAAGAAGAUGUGAAAAUUGCUUUCAAUAUCAAAUCUGUUUCUUCAUGUAUAAUUCAGUCGCUUUCAGACUCUUCUUUUGUACUGUUGGGUCUAAGCUUUUUGUCUUCUUCUUUC